AUGCAGCAACAAUUACACCAACAAAAACACCAACCGCAGCAGCUGCUGUUGCAGCAACACCUAUCGCACCAGCUGCUGUUGCAGCUGCUACAACGACAGCAGCAGCAGCACCACCACCACCACCACCACCUAUCGCACCAGCUGCUGUUGCAGCUGCUGUCGCUGCUGCUGCUAAACUCGCCGUUGUUUCCUCCCCUGCAACUCACAAACAAAGACUACUACUUAUCAAACAACCCCAAUAUCUUUAUCCCGACUUUACCGGAUAAACCAACAACUUCAACAAGCUCGCUUUCAGCCUAUAUCAUACCCUCAGAACGCAACCUAUUCGUACAAGGAUUUGACCAACAGGAGUAUGCUUCAAGACCUCCAACUAUUCUACGUGGCUCCUUGCUUAUAAGAGUGUUUAAACCAACAAAAAUUAAACUCAUAUCUCUAUCGUUUAAAGGUAUACAAAGAACAGAUUGGCCAGAAGGAAUACCUCCAAAGAAGAGUUCCUACUCUGAGAUUAAUGAUACAAUUACUCAUACAUGGCCAUUUUUCCAAGCUUCUUCCGCAAGCAAUGGCGGCGGCGGCGGCUGCAGCGGCGCAAUGCCCAACAAUGGUGCUGAUUGUUAUAUAGAAAGAACAAGCGCUUACCAUGACUCUACCCCCUUAAGAUCAAACUCACCAGUACCUUCAAUAAAACGCAAAUCAACACAAUCCUCAUCAGCAUCAGCAUCCUCUUCAAUAGCAGCAGCAGCAACAACAACAACAACAACAACAACUCAUCAUCAUCACCAUCAUCACGCUAUUAGCAACUGCGCCGAGCCACUGGGGAACUUCUUUACCAGAAACUUAUCGCCCAGUUUUAUGAAAAGAUCAAAAUCACCUUCAAUUGGACAGCCAGAUUCAUCAAAUGACUUAUCUUCCAUCAUAUCGCCCUCUUCAAACGAUCCUCAAUCAAAUAUGCAUUUUGCUCCAGGAGACUAUUUAUACAAUUUUGAACACUCGUUACCACCAUCGAUACCAGAAUCAUGCAACGUUACUUUUGGAUCGACAAGCUACCACUUGGAAGUAACAAUUCAGAGACCGGGAACUUUUAAAUCAAAUUUAUCGGGGAAAGUGCCAAUCAAUAUAGUUCGUAUCCCUUCGGAAUCAAAUUUAGAAGAAAACGAAUCCAUAGUGAUAACAAGAGAUUGGGAGGACCAGAUCCGCUACGACAUCGUAAUUGGAGCCAAAUCAAUCGUUCUCAACUCGUACCUUCCAUUAGCUUUCAGAUUUGUACCAUUAUGGGGUAAAGUAGCAUUGCAUAGAAUCAGAAUCUAUCUCACUGAAAAUUUGGAAUAUUACUGUAAUAAUAAAAAAGUCCAUCGAACAGAACCCCAGAAAAAAUAUUUGUUAUUAGAACACAAGGCAAGAAAAGGUCGUUCGUUGCUACAGGAUAACCCUCAAGACGAGUCAAUUGAAGGUUUAGAUCAAUAUGACGAUGACAUAUUGCCAAAGGAAUUGGAAUUUCAAUUGUAUGUUCCAAAGGAUGUUACUGGUAAAGGUGUUAGUCAAAUUCAUCCAGAUACUUCAUAUGAAAACAUUCAAGCUCAUCAUUGGAUCAAGAUUUGCUUAAGAAUUAGCAAAAAUGAUCCUGAAUGUGAAAAUCUGGGUAAUCCAACAAAAAGAAAGCAUUAUGAAAUAUCAAUUGAUUCUCCUUUACGUAUCUUAUCUCCACUUGCUGCACAUGGAAAUACAUUAUUACCGGCAUACGAUGAUUUGAUACAACAAGCCCCACACCAUUCCUCAGUUCCACCACUAUCACCUGGUGUGAUUCCAAUUGAACAUAGCAGCAACAGCAACAGCAUCAACAAUAACAAUAACAACAACAACAACAACAACAACACAUUUUCCUCCUCCUCCACCUCAUCAUCAUCGUCUGCCGCUAUGAGAGCAAGAUUUGGUAAUGUCACCAGGUCCAGUUCUUCCAGUUUGAGUAAUGCCAAUGUUGUGUCUUUUGAAACUAAUAAUUCUUCUCCGUCUCAGUCAAUUGAGUUUCAUCACGUUAAAGCAAGUGAUAAUUUGGGAGAUAAUAUCAUGAGAGAUGCAGAUAUGCAUUUAGAGGCAAAUCUAUAUAAACCUGAAAACGAUGAUAUUAUAACUGCAAUUAACUCGCCACAAGCUAUACCGCAUUCGGAUACGUUUACGUCGCCUCUAUUAUCACCUAUUCAAAGACCGAUUCAUUUGAUAAGAAAACCUUCAACUGCACCACCACCUUUUGUUGAAGGUGAUAAACAAUCAACAAUGUCAUUGCAUCCACCGGCAUAUCAAGAAAGGGACGAAGGAUCACUAAGCUUGAGUCCUUUAAGAAUCGACGAGGGUACUGCUGUUGCUGAAUCAUCAUUUGCUAACCCUCUAAUAACAGAUGAUGAUAACAGUUACGAUAAUAACAACAAUAACAACAAUAAGAGCAGCAACAGCAAUAUCUCAAGUUCUGGUGUGCAUCCUUUGGAUAUAGCUACUCCUGUCCGGGAUUUGUUGAUUCUGCAAUUGAACGGUUCACGGAGUAAUCAUAAUAGUAAUCAAUCACAAUUAGCACUGCUGUUGCUGCAAAAAGCCGAAGCACUUAUAUCUCCUAGGAGAGUUGAUUCUCAAGAUAUUGUUUCGCCCAAUGUGGUCAUUCCUAAAAUUGCAAUACAUCAUGAACAUGCAGAAUUGACAAAAAAGGAAGAUCCAAAAGCCAUUUCAUCAAUUGAAGAAGGGAGAAAAGAAGAAGAGGCGGCAACGGCAACGGCAACGGCGGCCUCGGCUGUAGUGGAAGAAGAGGAUAUUGCCGAUGACCCAAUCUCACCCAUCUCACCUUCACUACAACCAAGAAGUCCAAAACGAAGAUGGAGCCGAGAGCGUGAUAGCUUUGAUAGGGAAGUAAGAAGUUUGAAUGAACUAUCUCCAUCUCCUAUUCGAAAAACAGUACUUUCCGAUAACAAUGCAGCAAACAAAACAGCAGCAGCAGGUCGUGGAGUUUAUUCUCGAUCUUCUUCUUUCUCGUCAAUAAGCUCGGAUCAUAUUCCUAUUGACCAAACUAUGCCCUUACUCAAUAUGUCUUCAAGCUCAAUUGCUACUCAUCGACAACAACAACAACAACAACAGCAACAGCAACAACAGCACUUCAACCCACAACCAUCAUCCUACAAUUCGGAAAGAAAUCAGUCGGUUUCAUCAUCCAUCUAUGAUUUGGCGUAUAGAAGGCCGAGUGAAAUAGGGAUAAAACCAGCUGGUGUAAGUAGCAAUUGUGGAUUAAAUAAUUUAGAAACUAUUGAAGAUUUCUACCAAUUCAAAAAUAGUUUACGUAAUUUGAGAAAUCCCAGGAUUAAGAAACAUUAUCAGGAUAACAACAAUGCAACUAGAUUAGAUUCUGAAGAAGAAGUAGAAGAAGACGAGGAAGCUGCUGCUGCUGCCACUUCUGCUGCCGCUGCUGCUGCUGCUGUUGCAAAGGAAGAAGAAACGAAGAAAGAAGAGUAUUUACAAUUGAAAUCAAGACAGAAAAGUUUUGGCUUAAUCAAUGAUUUCUUUACUGAGGAAUUUGAAGAACUGAAUGAAGAAGGCUCCAGCUUGAGUUCUGAAGAAGUGCACCAAAAUCAGCAAACAGGAGUAAACGGACGAUACAUGGCUAAGAAUGUAUUGAAUAGAGCUGAUACGCUCGACGAUGAAGGUAAAAAAAGGAGCUUGAGUGCUACUAGAAUGGAAGAGAUUCCUGGAUUCAAAUUAGGAUAUGUUAUAGAUAAGUCAAUCGCUUGA
Molecule: messenger RNA, 3762 nt
Organism: Lodderomyces oxycetoniae
Lineage: Eukaryota; Fungi; Ascomycota; Pichiomycetes; Serinales; Debaryomycetaceae
Exons: 1
Coding region: 1-3762 (1253 amino acids)
Biological process (GO): ubiquitin-dependent endocytosis
Cellular component (GO): cytoplasm; cytosol
Molecular function (GO): protein-macromolecule adaptor activity; ubiquitin protein ligase binding
Source: RefSeq, a predicted model, not a curated record